AUGAAGUUGGCCUCCUCCGCGGCAGCCCUCGUGCUCGCCAGCGCCUCUUCCGUCGCCGGCAUCCGUCACCAUGGCCACUUGAAGCCGCCACCGCUGCCUCUCGACAACCUCACUACCAGAGACACCAACACGGACCAUGUGAUGCCCGCCCGCAAGAUCCGCGGCACCAACAACUUCUGGCAGUCUUCGUCCUCGGCCUCGCCGCCUGCCCUGAAGAACUCCCCGGUCUCCUUUGCCGCGAACGCCAACAUUGGUGUGAGCUUCUUCCAACAGCAGGUGGACCACAACGACCCAGCCCUGGGCACCUUUGGCCAGCGCUUCUGGUACAGCACCGAGUUCUGGACCGGCCCCGGCGCCCCCGUCGUUCUCUUCACGCCUGGCGAGUCGGCUGCCGAGGAUUAUACGGGAUAUCUGACGAACCGCACUCUCACGGGCCAGUUUGCCCAGGCCAUUGGCGGCGCUGUCGUCAUGUUCGAGCAUCGGUAUUGGGGCGAGAGCUCGCCGUUCGACAACCUGACCACCAGGAACCUGCAGUACCUCACCCUGGCCAACAGCAUUGCCGACGCGACCAACUUUGCGCGCAACGUGAAGCUUCCCUUUGACAAUUCCACCCGCAGCAACGCCCUCCACGCUCCUUGGGUCCUGUCCGGCGGCAGCUACUCGGGCGCCCUGACCGCCUGGGUCGAGCACGUCGAUCCCGGCACCUUUUGGGCCUACCACGCGAGCAGUGCCGUUGUCGAGUCUAUCGGCAACUUCUGGCAGUACUUUGAGCCGGUCCGCGAGGGCCUGCCCAAGAACUGCAGCGCCGAUGUCGAGCUCGUCAUUGAUCACAUUGACUCGGUGCUGACCGGCGGGUCAGCCGCCGACGUGAAGGCGCUCAAGGACAAAUUCGGUCUGGGCGGCGUUGCGCACAAUGAUGACUUUGCCAGUGUCCUUACUGGCGGCCCAGGGGCGUGGCAAAACCAUGACUUUGACUCGGGCUACUCGACUGUUUACCAAUUCUGCGACUACGUUGAGAAUGCGGUUCCCGGCGUGUUCAACUCAUCACGCAAGCCCGACGCCUUUCCCAGCGCAUCUGGCGUGGGUCUGAAGAAGGCGCUCAAUGGCUAUGCCAAGUUUGUCAAAGACCAGCUGCUUCCCGGCUACUGCGAGAGCUUUGGUCCUGCAUUCCAGGGCAAGCUGAACUUGGACUGUAUGGACAGCCACAACGCCUCGAACCCAAUCUACCUGGACACGAGCGUCGACAAUGCGAUUGACCGCCAGUGGACGUGGCUGCUUUGCAACGAGCCGUUUAUGUACUGGCAGACCGGCGCCCCCAAGGGCACACCGACGCUGGUCUCUCGCCUUGUCGAUUUUGAUUACAUGCAGGCCCAAUGUGCCCUCUACUUCCCCGAUGACGACGGCUACACCUUUGGCUCCAGCUCGCGUAUUGGCAAAACCCCCGACGAUGUCAACGAGUACGACGGGGGCUGGUCGGUCACCAACACAACCCGCCUCAUCUGGGCCAACGGCGAGUUCGACCCUUGGCGGGACGCCACAGUGUCGUCGGACUUCCGCCCUGGUGGACCUCUGGUGUCGACACCCGAAGCGCCCGUGAAUGUCAUCCCCGGUGGCAUCCACUGCAGCGAUCUGAUCUAUGCCAAUGCGUUGGUCAACGAGGGCGUCAUGGCCGUUGUGAAGGACGAGAUUGCCACGAUCAAGGGCUGGGUCGACGAGUUUUACAAGAGCAACCGCAAGCGUGGCAGCCAGUAA
This is a messenger RNA of Sporothrix brasiliensis 5110, 1752 nucleotides long. Its product is annotated as serine peptidase. The coding region runs from base 1 to 1752 and encodes 583 amino acids. The record is from RefSeq and is a predicted model, not a curated record. Gene Ontology annotation, molecular function: dipeptidyl-peptidase activity; serine-type exopeptidase activity. Gene Ontology annotation, biological process: proteolysis. NCBI's taxonomy places the organism in Eukaryota, Fungi, Ascomycota, Sordariomycetes, Ophiostomatales, Ophiostomataceae. The transcript is spliced from 3 exons.